AGACCGCAACUGGUGGAAUCAAGCCACGGCGGCGCUGCUGGACUGCGCCUCUCUCAUUCACUCAUUCACUCACUCAAUCUCUGUCCCUCGUGUCUGGGCGCUUCUGCAGGUCGGUCACUAGCUUAGACUCACGCCUCCCACAUGGCGGCAUCAACUCUCCCGGAACAGUUUGACUUUCGAGCUUCAUGUCCUUGCCGACACUACUGCUGCACGGUCAUUGCUAUGCUUCCCAGCUACAUGUAUCUGGACGCCGAAUGAGGUUCGACCGAGCCAAGCCGUUGCUGCUGUACUGUAAUCGCGUACCGGACUACUCGGAGGUAUUUGUCGUCUGAGUGAGACAAGUAGCUACCUCUUCCACCACCUCGUCAUUAUUACUUGACCUCUCUCUAUUGUAACCUGCCCUCCCUCUGACCGACCCUUUUCCGCCUGCUGCUCCACGUCCACCUGACAGCCCAUUCAUAAUAACACCACAUUGAGACCAAAUCAACUGCAUCCAGGUUGCUGCUUGCCAUCAUGGGACUCUUCUCCCGAAAGACCAAGGCGAAGCCCGUCCAGAACGAAGUGAAGGCCGAAGAAAAGAAGGAGAUAGAGAUACCCCCAUUGCCGUACAAGCAUAUCUCGAAGCAUGCAGCUGCGGAUUCCGCCGCGCAAGGCAGCCGAAGUGACAGCUACGAGGAUCGCACCCAAAUCGCUCUAGCGAAUCGACAACGAAUGGCCAACUCGCCCUACGACACCUCUCUCAGCAAUGCCUCGUUCGUCCAGGACAUUGCACACAACAUGGCUCGCGGAUCACGAUCCCGACCGGCCUCACCAACAGCCGAACGCUUCGGCGUGAGCAGAUCAUACAGUGACGAUGCUCACUACCACAACCUCCAUCGAAACUCGACAGGGCCUUCGCACAAGAGCAGAGCGGGCGCUCAAGCACCAAAGCUGCAGCGAAGCAGCACCGAUUACUUUGCGAGGUCGCCGCACACACAUGGAAAGCAGCCCGCCGAGGCUGGGUACUACUCCUACUCCUCGGACUCUGGUUAUGAAUCUGCCGAGCCCGCAUCCGCCAUGCACUCACGUGCUCCCAGUGAGCACAACGACUUCUCGAAGGGCCACGCCGCGUACAGUAAUCUGCUCCCGGAGCUGGCACUGAACGGAGAGCACUCGCCAGUGGACCUCAAUUCGGAUGCCCGAUCCAUUCGAUCCACGAGAUCUGUCAGCAAACGAACCAGAUUUGAAGACAGCGUGGAUCCUAUGCCCGCCUUGGACCAACUUCAGCAGUAUCGCCAGGAUUCCGACUCGUCACUAGGGCUGACAUCUCACCACGAAGGAAGCAGUCCUCCUCUUUCAAUCCUGGAGGGGUUCAAGGUGAACAAGAAAGGGAAAAUCUUGAAUGAAGAAGGCGAACCUAUUGGAGAGCUCGUCGAAGGUGACUUGCUGGACUGUGUACGCCAAAAGGUGAACGCCAACGGCGAGGUCCUGGACGAGUACAGUCGCAUCGUCGGUCAUGCACGAACCAUCGCAACACCCACCACAACGCAGCAGAACGUGUUGCCAGCGACUGAGACAGGCACACCAAUUGCCCAGGCGUCACCAGUACUCACUCGGCCACAGUCGGUCCAGCAGCCCGUAGAAGUGACCAAGUCCGUCGAGGAGCCAGUUCAGUCUGAGCCAGUGGCUGCGGCUGUCCCAGCGCAAGAGGUGCAACGCUCUGACUCUGCGGGCGAAACCUGGUUGCCUGCAGUAACCCACCAAGUGAUGCCACAGUCGAAUGCGGUGCCAGUCUUGUCCUUGCCCACGCCCGAACCCGCACGAGUCGCCCGGUCCGCCAGCGAAAGAAGCCUUUCCGAGCUCUCCAAGUCCUAUGUUCGGCCUGCGAUGCGGUCCGUGCCCGAGAAUAAAGUCCCCAUCGACGACGCGUUUCCCGCGAGUCCCAGUUCAUACUCAUACAAGGGCGAAAUACCUGCGACCGAUGGCCCCUCUGCGGCCGGGAAGUUAUUACUCGGACCCAGUAGCUAUGCCAAACUCGCCCUCGUGGGCGGCCAUUCGGCCAGCACAUUAUUCCCUCCUACUCGUCCUGUGGGAAUCAGCAGUCGACGUUCCACUUCCCACAUAGGCACCUCUUCAUCUGCAAACCGCCUUCCACUGCAAUCUGCCAUGAAGAAGCGUUCACAAUACGAUUACACCUUUGACUUCACUCCCAGCGACUCCGGCAGCGAAGCUCCCUCUUCCGACGACGGCCGCAUGCUCACCCUGGGCGGCCAUUCGCGCAGUGCCUCCAUGCACACCACCGGCAGUAUGUCCAGGCCACGAACAUAUUUCACUCACGCUGGCAAAGUCACUAUUGACCCCGAUGAUCUUGCACCAUCCAAGGGAAAGCAAUCUGCAACUGCUGCUGCUGCUGCUGCCGCUGCUGCUGCUCCUCCUCCUCCUCCUCCGGUCCCGGCUGUUCCCACUGCAGAGUCAUUGGAUGAGAAGAAGAAGGGUAAUCGAAAGAGUUUCCUAUCGAGAAGGAAGAGCAAGACUGCUGCUGCGGCUUAGAGAGAAUCACACACGCACCGUCUUUUCAUUUAUACACGUCCCCACAUCCCCCCUCUCCUUUGUUAUGUGUGUAUAGUCUUUUUUUUUCUCCCUCUUUGAUGAUGAUGAUGAUAGCGUUCGAAGCGAUCGAUGUGCAGCAAGCAAGCAACAAUUUCU
Sphaerulina musiva SO2202 is the source of this 2685-nucleotide messenger RNA. RefSeq lists its product as uncharacterized. Bases 514 to 2529 code for a protein of 671 amino acids. The transcript is spliced from 2 exons. The record is from RefSeq and is a predicted model, not a curated record. Lineage: Eukaryota; Fungi; Ascomycota; Dothideomycetes; Mycosphaerellales; Mycosphaerellaceae.